Ruditapes philippinarum (Manila clam) is the source of this 5502-nucleotide messenger RNA. Its product is annotated as choline transporter-like protein 2. Gene Ontology annotation, molecular function: transmembrane transporter activity. The coding region runs from base 139 to 2214 and encodes 691 amino acids. Gene Ontology annotation, biological process: transmembrane transport. The transcript has 22 exons. NCBI's taxonomy places the organism in Eukaryota, Metazoa, Mollusca, Bivalvia, Venerida, Veneridae. Gene Ontology annotation, cellular component: membrane. The record is from RefSeq and is a predicted model, not a curated record.
AGAGAAUCAAUACAUGUAUGUUGAUAGUUCCUUUAGAAUCAAGGAAGGAAUUACACGAUUUCGCUAUUUUUAACUCCCAUUAACGUGUUAAACAGGGACUAAAUUUCGGAUUAAAUAACUGACACACAAAAUUUAAGGAUGUGUGGUGGGAAUCAAGUUGAUGAUGAUGAAAAUACCGGAGAGAAAUACGGAAAGCCAAAGGAACACAAGAAGAAUUUUAAAGGACCAAUAAAAAACAGAUCAUGUACAGACAUCAUUUGCUGUUUGUUAUUUGUGAUAUGUGUCACAGGAAUGGUGAUUGUUUCUGCUGUAGGCUUUGGCUAUGGAGAUCCAAAGAAAUUGGUGUACCCAACAGAUUCGGAGGGGAAUAUGUGUGGAGUUGGUGAUUAUAAAUCAAAACCCUACUUGGCAUAUUUUGAUAUUUUGCAAUGUACUAAAGUUGGCGUUGCAGCAAUAGCAACAGGAUGUCCAACACCUUCUGUAUGUGUAGCAAGCUGUCCGUCUAGUUAUUGGGUAUAUGUAGAAUUACAAGUAAAAUAUACUGCAUCAAGUUCUGUCCCCGCUGACUUUGAAGAGAUGUUGUGCAAAAAUAGUGUAACAGACAAAGAGAGCACUGUCCGUGGUGGAGCUAAUGCUGGAACAGAGGUCAAGGACACAGUAAUAGAUACAGACCUGUGUGCUGCCUACUUUGUUCCCACAACUGACCUUGUUGGACGUUGUAUUCCGUCUGUGUUUAUUGACGGGUUAGACUAUGCAGCACAGAUGACAACAACUGGUGGUACAGGUUUAGAGGCUGCUGAUGGCACUUCUAUUAAUGGAGAUGUUUUAAAUACAGCCAGUCAGUAUCUGGCAAAGUUUUAUGCAUUGAAGAAUUAUGGGGAAUUAGUGUUCAAAGAUUGUGUUAAUGCAUGGUGGCUUAUUCUUGCGUGUCUAGGAGGAGCAGCAGUGUUCUGUUUUAUAUGGAUCAUACUUUUAAGAUUUAUAGCAGGAAUUAUAGUCUGGGUUACUCUUGUUCUCUUUCUCGGAGUAUGGGCAUUUGGAACAUAUUACAGUUUUGAUAGAUAUUAUUACCUGAAGAAAAAUGGAAACCCGGCAGAGCAGUAUAGUGUAUCACCACUGUUUGCUGGAGAAUUCAAUUAUUACCUCGGCUUAAAGAAAACAUGGCUGGCUUUUGCCUGUACAUGUUCCACACUGUUGUUAAUAUUCCUGCUUAUUUUCCUCUUCCUGGUGAAGAGAAUUUGUAUUGCUAUUGAGCUCAUUAAAGAAUCUAGCAGAGCUAUUGGUAACAUGAUAUUUACACUUGUAUGGCCUGUGAUACCAUUCCUGCUGCAGGUUGCAUUCUUCGCGUAUUAUGUAGUGAGUGCAGCAUACGUAGCCUCUAUGGGAAAGUCACAGUUCUACAAUAAUGCCACAAAUACAACAGAUGAUGGAGGUGUCACUUACUACCUUAAACGUGCUCCAUGUGAUGAAACUGAAUUGCUUCAGGGAGUCAGAUUUCAUUUGGGAUCUCUAGCAUUUGGCUCAUUGUUGAUUGCAAUAGUGCAGAUGAUCCGUGUGUUCCUUGAGUACAUUGAUUAUAAACUGAAAGAUUCUGGAAACGUUGUUGCUAAAUUCAUACUUAAAUGUUUAAAAUGUUGUAUGUGGUGUUUAGAAAAGUUUCUGAGAUUCCUCAACAAAAAUGCAUAUAUUUUGAUUGCUAUAUAUGGGAAGAAUUUCUGUGCAUCUGCUAAAGAUGCAUUUUUCCUCAUCAUGAGAAAUGUUGUCAGAGUGGUAGUUUUGGACAAGGUUACAGACUUUGUCUUGUUCAUCAGUAAGCUGUUAUGCGUAUCUGCCGUGGGCGUGGCUGCAUUUUUCUUUUUCAACGGGGACAUCUCUUACCUCAGUGACUAUGUACCAAAGCUUAACUACUUCUUUACACCAGUUAUUCUGGUCAUCUUGGGAACAUAUUUGAUAGCAUCGUGUUUCUUCAGUGUUUACAGUAUGGCGGUGGACACAUUGUUUUUAUGCUUCCUGGAGGACCUAGAAAUGAACGAUGGAACACCAGAGAAACCCUACUUUAUGAGUAAAGGUCUGAUGAAAAUCAUUGGCAAGAAAAACAAACAGCUGAAAGAACCAGCGGGUAAUUUCAGUUCAGCGGAAAAGAAAAAAGCUGGGGGAAAGAAAAAAUCAGGGGGAAAGAAAAAUGCAGAAGAAAUGUCUCUUGAUGAUUGGUAAACUUGUAAAAUGACCUAGCAUAGAGGAGCAACAAAUCGCUAUGGAAAUGACACCUGGGGAUGUGAAAUAAAUGAGAAAACAGCUGAUUUUUCACUAGUAUUAUACUACUUAUUUUCAGGAAUUGGAUUUUAUCGAAUAUUUCAUAACGGUUAAAUCUUAAUUAGGAAGACCAGUCAAAAAUAUCUAAUAACUGAUUGGCUAUAAUGCUGUGUUGAACUUUUUAAUUGACCAAUGAAAGUCGUUAAAUUGCUUUUUAUAGAUUUAUACCGAUAUAUUGUUGAUUUUAACUGGGAUAAAAAAAAUCAUCUUUUUUACAACUCUGUAAGAAAAAAACAAACUUUUUUAGUUGAACAUGUAUUUGGAUAUUCUACCGUAUUUAUUACAAGAGAAAUGAAAAGGAAUUUUAAUCAUUAGGUCAUUUUCUGUCGAGGCAUAAACAUUUUAUUCAUAAGAGUUUCUAUUUAGAAACUUGUCAGAGUGCAAAGGUUAACUUCUCUUGUUUUUUAUUUUCCUUUGGACAUAGAGAUAUUUUAUGGCUUCAUUGAUUUUUAUAGAUAUUAUUUAUAUUAGAUAUAAACUUACUACAUUCCUGUUUCAUUCACAUUAAACAAUAUUCAUCACCUAAAAAAAUAAGGCAACUGAGAUUUUAUUUUGUGUUGUUUUUUUUUCUUCUUUUUUUUCUAAGGGAAACUCAAAUAAUUUAGCCUACCUAAGCACACAGUGCUUGGAGUUCUGUUCAUAGAAGAGGUUUGAGGGACAAACCAAUACACUGCAGAUUUUAGUGUAAAAUAUUUAGACCCUGACUUAUAAGCAGUCUGUCUUGCAGAUAAGUACAUACAGUACUAUAUACAGAAUCUAUGCAUUUAUGAAAAUAUUUAUAUAAUUUUGAUACCAUUUUAUUUCACACUUAUUCAGGUAUAUAUAAAUAUAUAGAUAGAUAUAUAAAGUACAGAACAGGAAAUCCAUUUUGUAUUAUGUAGAUGUAUAAUGUACAUUACUAUUGUUGUUUUUUAUUUACAGCUUUUUUCCUUAUUUUUUUGUGCAAUUAUAAUAUAGAAUUGUUUCAUUAUUCACUGUAGAAAUAUAUAUGAGCCGUGUCACGACAAAGCCAACAUAAUUGGGUUUGCGACCAGCAUGGAUCCAGACCAGCCUGCGCAUCUGCGCAGUCUGAUCAGGAUCCAUGCUGUUCGCUUGCCAACUCUAUAACAAGUAGAGAAACUGAUAGGGAACAGCAUGGAUCCUGAUCAGACAGCGCGGAUGCGCAGGCUGGUCUGGAUCCAUGCUGGUCGCAUACCCAUUAUGUUUUUUUUGUCGUGACGCGGCUCAUAUAUAAUUAUGUCACCGCUGAACAAGAAAAUUCUUUUGACAAUUGAACUAAUUAUUUGAUUGUGAAAGUUUAUUUUAAGUAGUGUGCUUCUGAAGUGUCAUACAGGUACUUCAUUGUACGUUUUAUGUUAUGUAGAAAUAAAAAAAUGCUUAAAAUUUGGCUGGUCCAAGUUUGCAAAAUGUUAUAAUUAUGACCAUUAUACAUGUAGAGCUUUAAAUUUGUAGUAAUUUUACCCGCAAUACUUUAAGACCAAAAAAAAUCAUUGACAACAUAAAUAUGAUGUUUUUUCAGUUAGAUUAAUUGGCAAAAUUUAAUGAUGUCAAUCAGGAGAAAUGUUCUAUCAUUUAUAUUACUGUCUUAACGAUUUAAAAUUAUUUCAAUGUAUUUGAUAAUUCCUGGCUUUAAAUAUGUUCAAAAUCUAUGAAAAUAUUCACUUAUAUAUCUUUCAAAAUCUAUGAAAAUAUUCACUUAUAUAUCAAUUUGGGAAAUUACAGUUAUUGUAACUACCAGUUUCAUAACUUUUCACAGGGAUGGCAGCACUAAAUUUGUUUUUUCAACAAAUCAAAAUUAGCACCGUUAAGCCGGUCACAUGGCUGUACAUAUAUUGACUUGUAGGCUGGCCUGGUCUAUUACUACCAACAGAGCCCUGCAUUUAUGGUGUUAGGUGACUGUUAAUUAGUGACUUUUUUCUAUACCAGUUUUGUUAUACAUUCAUUAUUACCAUGUUUGUUUUGUAAAACUGUUGUUGUGUAUCAAUUGCUAUUUUGAUGGUUUUGAAAAUCAUUCCUUUUUUUUCAUUUUUAUGCAGUUCAAAAUUUUUUUUUGGACAAGCAUAUUGUGUCCAGUUUAUCCGUCAGUCAUUCUUAUUUACCAUUUUUAAUUGUCCCUUCAUUUUCAAGACUGUUAUAUAUUAAAUAUUUGGUAUACAACUACCUUAUUUAAACCUUUACCAAUAUGUCAGUUUUGAGGUUGAUGUAGUCAGGAUAUUUUCUAGUGUUCCUAAUGAAGCCUUCUUUUACUGACUUUUAUCUUAUAUAUGUGGCAUGAAAUUAUUUGACAUAUCUUAUACAUUUGGUAUGAAAUUACCCUUAUGAAGUUGUUCAGGUCAAGGUCAGUGAUUCCCCUUUACCUAUUUGUUAUACUAAAAAACCCCAUCAAAACAACCAUGAUACUUGUAAUAUUAUUUUCUUGUGAUAUAUUUUAUUUUGGAAUAUCAUAUUUUUCUAUAUACAUUAUUCAUAAAAUUUCUACUGUUUCCAAACUUUUCACCUUGUAAGAUAUAGAAAUAUACAUAAAAAAUGUACAGAUCCAUGUGUGUGUGUUGCUAAAAUUGUGGGAAAAAAAAUUAUAGAGAAAAAAAAUUGUUCCAUGUAUAUAUACAUAUCAGAAAAAACCCUCAUGCAUAAUAUUACAUUCCAGAAAAGACAACCUUUUCUUGUUUUUAGAAAUAUUUUUUUAAACACAAUGUUAAAAAAAUCACUGAUUUUAUAUACACAAAUUAAUGUUUUCUUUCAUGUGCUCAUGUCAGUUGUAGCCAAGGCCCAAACAGUGAAGGGGGGAAGCAGGUAAAACAUGCCAAGUUUUUACCUUUUUGUUUGUCCCUACACUGCCUUGUCAAUGCAGUUUUGUGUAGGCCAUAAAGUACCAUUAGCAUGUUUGUCAAUGUUGCAGUGUAGGGGAAUCAAACGGGGGUUUUACAGUGUGGUUGUCCCCUAAAGGCAGGGCCUUUAACAGGGGGUUUGAUCAUACAAGAGUCAAAGUCCCAUUGUUGAAUGGCUGGUUGGUGGGCCAAGGUUACUGUUGACGUGUGCAUUAUAUGAAAGAUUUUAUAGAUCAUUGUACUUCAGAAAUAUACAUACACUUAUUCAAACUUUAUACAUAGCAUAAGAAGCUUAUGUGAUACCACUGUUUUUAUUCUAUUAACUUUUAUAAAUUCUUAAAUAAUAAAUAUGUUUUUAAAA